Molecule: messenger RNA, 2082 nt
Organism: Fusarium musae
Lineage: Eukaryota; Fungi; Ascomycota; Sordariomycetes; Hypocreales; Nectriaceae
Exons: 1
Coding region: 1-2082 (693 amino acids)
Molecular function (GO): protein binding
Source: RefSeq, a predicted model, not a curated record
AUGGAGGUCCACGAGAUAACACCGUCCGGCGCUCCGAGCCCGAGCCCGGGCCCAGAAGGCGUAUCCACUGCGCCAGCGCCGGACAUGCCGGUCAAGGGCAAAAGCCGACACCGUCUGAUCCAGCGAAUCCAGCGAAUAUCUUCAACGCCUUCAUUGAGUGGUCUGCGUCGCUCCAGGUCGGUUGGAAGCCGUGGGAGUCCCUAUAGCACUCGAAGCACUCUCUCGUGUGUUAGUCUUGCGGCCACUGGACCGCCUCAGACCCCCUACAGCGCCCGCUCAUCGACCCCACAGCCGUCGCCUCUUGGUCUACCCAGCGCUUUGAGCUCAACCCCCCAAUCUUCGGGGGAGUUUCCAUUCGACACUCCUGAUGGUUAUUUGGCCAUUCGUAAGGUCGAAAAUGCAACUCCAAUCACCACUCCUGGGACCGCCCCGCUCCCAUCCGAGUUUCGGUCCAAGCAGGACGUACAGAUUCGAACCCGGCCUGGUGUAAAACCUAUUCAGAAGCCACCAUUCCGUUUUUGGGACAAGAUGCCCAAUGAGCUCCAGAUUCACGUAUUCUCUUUCUUCCAGCCGAGAGAACUCGUCCAGGCAUCUCGAGUUUCCAAGGCCUUUUACAAGGCCUGCUUUGACGGUCAGCUGUGGACAUCCCUCGAUGCUUCGGAAUUUUAUCGCGAGAUUCCAGCCGAAUCACUCGCCAGGAUUAUUGUUUCGGCUGGUCCUUUCAUCAAGGACCUCAACCUGCGAGGCUGCGUGCAGGUCGAACACUACAAACGCACCGAGGUCAUCGUAAAAGCAUGCAAGAACCUCAUGAACGCAACCCUGGAAGGUUGCCAAAAUUUUCAGAAGAGCACGCUGCAUAGCUUGCUACGUAAUAACGAGAAGCUUGUUAGCCUCAACCUCACGGGGCUGACUGCGGUCUCAAAUACAUCCUGCAAGAUCAUUGCCGAGUCCUGCCCUCAGCUCGAGAUCUUCAAUAUUUCCUGGUGCGGCAGGGUAGAUGCUCGAGGUGUCAAGGCAGUUGUGGAGGCCUGCCCGAGAUUGAGGGAUCUUCGGGCUGGUGAAGUUGGAGGAUUCGACAAUGUGGCCACUGCCGAGGCUAUUUUCAAGACAAACAACCUGGAGAGGUUGGUUCUGAGCGGGUGCGCCGAACUCAAUGACGAGGCCCUCCAGAUUAUGAUGCAUGGUGUCGAGCCUGAAAUCGAUAUCUUGUCUGAACGGCCCAUUGUGCCGGCCCGCAAGCUUCGUCACCUCGACCUGAGCCGCUGUGUCCGACUCACAGAUGCAGGCGUGAAGGCGAUCGGUCAUCUUGUGCCUGACCUUGAGGGCCUGCAGCUCUCAGGCUGCAAGCUGUUGAAUGACGACGCUCUCGAGUCCAUUCUCGCUUCCACCCCUCGGUUGACACACCUCGAACUCGAGGACCUCGAAAACCUCACCAAUUCUAUCCUAUCAGAGCAUCUCGCCAAAGCUCCUUGUGCAUCUUCGAUAGAGCAUCUCUCUCUUAGCUACUGCGAAAACCUGGGCGACACUGGGAUGAUUCCGGUUAUGCAAACAUGCACGAACCUUCAGAACGUCGACCUUGACAACACCCGAGUCAGCGAUCUCGUCCUCGCCGAAGCAGCCGCAAUGGUCAUGAAACGCUCUCGGCGAUCUAUCGAAACGGGAACACGACCGAAACUGUCCCUUCAAAUGGUCGUCUACGAUUGUCAAAACGUGACCUGGACAGGUGUCCGUGAGGUGCUCUUCCGCAACACCCAAGUCAAAGCUGUAUCAGGCCAACCUGGCCGUGUGAGCUACCCAACCGAGAUGAUCGGGCUUAAGUGCUUCUAUGGCUUCCAGAUGACCGUUGAUGAGCAUCAGAAGCGAGUUCUGCGUGGUGAUCUUGCGUCCGCUGGUCGCCUAGAGAGGAAAUGGGCAGACUACAUGCAAGCCACAGAAGAAGCGGGCAUGACAGGUGCAGGCUACCGAAGACGCAGGCGUCGAGCCAGAGAAGCCCAGGCCCUCCACUUAGACGAAGAGGAUGGUGGUUUUGGUCCUACCGGCCGCCGGAGGGCUCGCACCCUGGGCUCAUGUGCUGUCAUGUAG